UUCGCAUUUACUGCCCGCCUGAUACUGCCAGCACUCACACUACCCACUCGCCUUCACAACCAUGCCGAAGUCCAAACGCGCCCGUGUAGUCCACACCUCCGUCGUGCAAAAGAAACCCUCGAAAGAAAAGUCCGCCUCGCUCUACUCCGCCAUCCGCGCCGCCGCCGACAACUUCGCACACAUAUUCGUCUUCUCCGUCGCCAACAUGCGCAAUACCUACCUCAAAGACGUGCGGCAACACUUCGCUCUCGAUGGGCGAUUGUUCUUCGGGAAGACGAAAGUCAUGGCGAAGGCGCUGGGUUCGAGCGCGGAAGACGAACAUGCGCCUGGAUUGGCGAAGCUGAGUGGGUACUUGAAGGGCAGUGUUGGGAUCUUGUGUACGAAUCGAGCGCCGAAGGAGGUCUUGGAGUUCUUUGAGGGGUAUGUGGAAGUUGAUUAUGCGAGGGCAGGUGUUACGGCUAGUAGGACUUUCACCAUUCCGGCGGGUGUGGUGUAUAGUCGUGGUGGUGAGUUGCCAGUGGAGGACGAUGUGCCGCUGCCGCACUCGCUGGAGGUGAUGGUGAGGAAGUGGGGUAUGCCGACAAGGUUGGAGAAGGGAAGGGUGAUGCUGGAUCAGGAAUAUACGGUUGCGGAGGAAGGGCGGGAGUUGAACAGCCAUCAGACGGCGCUGCUGAAGCUAUUUGGAGUGGCGAUGGCGGAGUUUAAGGUGCAAGUGUUGGCGUACUGGAGUGCGGCUACGCAGGAUGUCACAGUGGUCAACGAGGAGGCUGCGGCGGAGUGGCAAGGGAUGGAGGAGGGCUAGGGUUGAGGCGAGCACCUUGUUGGGCUUUCAGACGACUUGACGAUCGUUAGUGUACGACAUGCUCUUCAGCGAGGCGUUGGAAGGAGUCUCGCAUUGCGCAAAGCUAGCCAUAGUCUGCGGCUGUAGACCACAUCGAUACCCACAAAACGCCAUUUCCAUCCUCU
Molecule: messenger RNA, 966 nt
Organism: Baudoinia panamericana UAMH 10762
Lineage: Eukaryota; Fungi; Ascomycota; Dothideomycetes; Mycosphaerellales; Teratosphaeriaceae
Exons: 1
Coding region: 62-802 (246 amino acids)
Biological process (GO): rRNA processing; nuclear-transcribed mRNA catabolic process; ribosomal large subunit biogenesis
Cellular component (GO): nucleolus; preribosome, large subunit precursor
Molecular function (GO): RNA binding
Source: RefSeq, a predicted model, not a curated record